AUGACGAAAGAAACUAUUCUGCUUAGUGAUCAUGAUAACGAAAAAGAAUCAUCUAAUCAACUCACUCUUAAACCUUCUAAUAAAUGCUCAAAAAAACAAAAAUCAUCAGAACACGUUUCCAAAAAAGAACUUGUAUUACUUGAUAACGGAAAUACAGGUGCAGAAUGUUUAGUUAAAAUAACAGAUGAAAAACUUUGCAGAAAACUCUAUUUAAAUGAAAACUCAACAAGUAAUCUAAUCAUGCAUCUUGCUGGAUCACAUCAAAUUACUGAAAAUACAGAUAUAAAAAAAAAAUCAGGUUUUUAUAUGAUUUGGAUCCUGGCUUUAUUAUCUCAAUAUGUAGAUAUAAAAGAAAUUGCUGAUGUCUUUGCAAAGGAAGAAGAAGAAGAGAAAGCUGAAUGUGAAAAUAUAAAAAAUGCAUUAGAAAAAAGGCUAAACCUGAAUGAACCAUUUAAUACUACCAGAAUAUUAGAAAAAGUAAAACUUAAUUUAAUUACGUCUCUUGAAUUUAUUGAUGAUAAUGAAAUUCGCAAUAAAACAAAGGAUUUAUUAAAAAACAAAUAUGAUCAACUUAAAGCUAAUCCUUUAACAAUACCUGCUGCUUCUUCAACAUUAUUAUCUAACCAAUCCUCUCUAUUUUUAAUUUUUAAAUGA
Messenger RNA from Funneliformis geosporum, 654 nucleotides. The record is from the annotation of a GenBank genome assembly. Lineage: Eukaryota; Fungi; Glomeromycota; Glomeromycetes; Glomerales; Glomeraceae.